Molecule: messenger RNA, 1743 nt
Organism: Amphimedon queenslandica
Lineage: Eukaryota; Metazoa; Porifera; Demospongiae; Haplosclerida; Niphatidae
Product: dynein regulatory complex subunit 3-like
Exons: 12
Coding region: 80-1657 (525 amino acids)
Cellular component (GO): cilium
Molecular function (GO): protein binding
Source: RefSeq, a predicted model, not a curated record
CCAUCACCAUGGAUACUUUUCAUUGGUAAUCAUUUUGAUUGAGGGUACAUGAUUCUACUCUUCAUAGCAAACCUACAACAUGAGCAGACUAUAUGAUGCAGCAGAGCCAACAGUUAUAGAUGAGAAACUUUUGAGGUCUUUAAUACUGGAGCAGGGUCCUAAUGGAGAGGCAGGCAAGAUAAUAGAGAAGGAAGGAGUUGAGUUUCAUGAAGUACUUGAGAUAAGAAUAGACUUCAAAAAUGUGCAACACAUUGAGAAUCUUUGGCAGUUACAGAACCUGGUCAAAUUGAGACUAGAUAAUAAUAUAAUUGCAACAAUUACUGGCCUUGAUCAACUGGUACACUUGGAAUGGCUAGAUCUUUCCUUCAAUAAUAUCACAACUAUAGAGGGCAUUGAUAAGCUCGUUAAAUUGAAGGAUCUCUCUCUUGCUCACAACCUAAUUAAAGAGGUUGGCGGUCUCUCAACUCUCACUAGCCUACAAGUCUUGUCACUCGGCUACAACAAACUCCACAAUCUCAACUCUACGUCUCGAUAUCUUCGUAAACUCUCGUCGCUUCAGACACUUUGUUUAAAAGGGAACAAGUUCAGUCGAGUUCCUGCUCAUUCUGGGAACGAGACAGAGGAAGAAGCAUACAGGUCCUAUCAGAUGAACUGCAUUGCAUUCAUACCAUCAUUAGUAUACCUGGACUAUCAAAUGAUACUACAAGAAACACGAGCAUUAGCCUUGGAGCAGCACAAGGAAGAUCUUGACGAAAUUCUGAGGAAUGAGAGAGAAGAGAGAGCAAAGAAAGAAGAGAAUAAUGCUAUACAAGCAAUAAAGCAACAGCACACACUUGCUUAUGUUGAUGGCCUUGAACAAGAUGAAUUCUUCCAUUCCUUAUUUGAGGAUGACACAGAAGCCUCAAGACUUGAACUGCUACCAGGAGAGAAGGAAAGACUAGAAGAGUAUUGUCAAGAGGUUGUGAAAAUAUCCAGUGAUAUAGUGUCUAUUGGAUUAGAAGAAGAGAAGAAGAGAACUAGAGAGAGAGAGCUGUUCCAAUCAGCGUAUCAAAAAGCGCUGGAGUUGAAUCAAAAAUCCUCAUCUGAUCUGAUACAGAAAUACGAAGAAGAUAAAGCAAAGCUAUUAAACGAUCACCAGAUUGAUACACUAGGAGAAAAGAUAAGCAAGCUCCAUCACGACGUAAUGACACUAGAAAUGCAACUAGUAGAUCAACUAGAGGAUAUUAGUAAAGAAUUUGAAAGGAACUACACUGACAUGGUCAGUCAUAUGAUAGAAGGAGUACAGGCAAAGAUGACACAGCUCAGAGAAUAUGAGAAGAAUCAUCACGAAACCGUCCUAGAACUAUCAACACAACUAAUGGAGAGCUACAGCAAAGGUCUAUUAGAGGAAGAACUACCUGAUGGGCUGAGAGUUUUAUUUGCUGACAAGGACACAUUGCUGAGUGCUAUCAAUGCAGCACAUGAUGUGCACAUGCAAGUGAUUGACAACAAGGAGGACAGCAUAAGGGGAAGAGGAGAGAAAGACAAGAAGAAUUUAUUAGAUGGUUUGACACAAAAACUACAUAAAAGAAACAGAGAGAGAGUGACAGAGAUAAGUCAUUUUAUUGAUCUACAACAUGACGAGUUGGAGGAUUGGCUAGGAACAAAAGAACAAUGAAUAAUUAAUUAAUAAUCUACAUACAUAAUACUCACUAUAACAAAACUAAUAAAUUAUUAUUAUUUCAAAAAAUAUAUUAAGUAUAA